AUGAAGCGGCGGAUACCUCGCGGUCGCGGCGAUAGCUCGCUACCGACGCCGGCGCGACCCCGCAGCGGCCAGCGCAAGCCCGAGUGGAACACGUACCUGACGGACGACUCGCAGUACAAGCUGAGCCAGCAGCAGCAGCUCCAGCGCGCGCUGCAGCAGCUGAGCGCGGCGCACUUCUCGGCGCGCAGCCCGGCCGCGUCGGCCUCUCGACGGCGCAUGGCGGCCGCCAGCGCGCACAGCUCCGCGUGGAGCACGCCGCGGAGCGCACAGAAGCGGUCCACGCGUCUGGCCGACGUGCAGGACACGGGGGAGCUGCAGACCGCGAGGCGCCUGCAGUUCGCGGACGAGUCCAUGGACCUGGAGGAGCCCACUCCGCGACGCCGGGCGGUGGUGGCCAAUGCCGUGACCUUCCAGGUGGAGGAGGACGAGGACAGGAUGGACCCGCGGCACAAGGCCAACUUGCAGGGCGAGCUGGAGGUGCUGGAGCAGAUGCUGUGGGAGCUCGAGACCGAGACAGAGAGGAUCAGCAGGCAGCAGACCCCGCAGAAGAUGCAGAUACAGCAGAGGAAUAAGUCGCCAAGAGUGGGGAGAACUGGGUUGGCGACCAAGUUGAAGGAGGGGCUGGGGCCUCGUGAGGGGCAGGAGGGAGUUGAGCAGGAUGGAGGCUACGAAGAAGUUGUGCGACCAAGAGAAGAUAACGAGAGGGGUCUCGAAGAACGAGAUGACGAUGAAGAAGAAAGAGAUCGAGAUGAAGCGGGACUGGCAGCGGAAGAGCGACUUGGAGACGUGUGCUAUAAGUCUCUGGAGAUAGGUCUGGAGUUGGCUCGCAAGAUGGAUACGGUACGAGUGCAGAUGGUUUGGGGUACGGUGAUUUGA
This is a messenger RNA of Phytophthora sojae, 876 nucleotides long. RefSeq lists its product as hypothetical. The transcript has a single exon. NCBI's taxonomy places the organism in Eukaryota, Oomycota, Peronosporomycetes, Peronosporales, Peronosporaceae. The record is from RefSeq and is a predicted model, not a curated record. Bases 1 to 876 code for a protein of 291 amino acids.